Molecule: messenger RNA, 1996 nt
Organism: Seriola aureovittata
Lineage: Eukaryota; Metazoa; Chordata; Actinopteri; Carangiformes; Carangidae
Gene: fbxo4
Product: F-box protein 4
Exons: 7
Coding region: 129-1352 (407 amino acids)
Biological process (GO): protein polyubiquitination; SCF-dependent proteasomal ubiquitin-dependent protein catabolic process
Cellular component (GO): SCF ubiquitin ligase complex
Molecular function (GO): protein binding
Source: RefSeq, a predicted model, not a curated record
CGCACUAUCGCCAGCAUUAAGGAAGUGUGACAGUGAUAGGGACACGUUCUGUUUGUUGACUUCUCUCGAGUCCACUCACUGCACCGUUUAACCAGUUAUUUGCACAUUAUUAUCACACAUCAGAAAUCAUGGCAGGAACGAUCCAGCAGCUCAGCGAGUCUGUAGUGAUCCGCAGUCUCAAACGCUUCAGAGACAGGUACUUCCCAAACAGUGGUAGAGGUGUCAAAGAAGACAUGAAGCCUGCUACAGACACGGAAGAAGAAGAGCCACAGCUGGGAUUUUUGGACAGCUUACCGGUGGACCUACAGUUCCUGAUUAUGACCCUUCUGUCUCCUGCUGUUAUCUGCCGCCUGGGAGCCACCAGUCGGUACUGGAGGGCCAUGGUUAGAGAUCCAUUACUGUGGAGAUAUUUCCUGCUCAGGGACAUGCCCUACUGGCCCUCCAUUGAUCAUGUGACCAUGCCCCAACUGGAGUUGUUGGAUGUACCACUUGUCAAUGAAGAUGAGAACUUGGAUGAUAGAAAAGAAGGGGAGGACAAAGGGAUGGAAUCGAAAUUUGACUACAUGUCAGAAUACCUGAAAGGCUGCCCAUCCUGCAGACAGCAGUGGCUCCCUUCACGACCAGCGUAUCAGCUUGUGACUUCAUUUCUUCAGUCUCUGGUGCCAUCGUCUGAACCACGUUAUGCCAUGUUUGGCCCUGGCAUGGAGCACCUGGAUGUCUCUUUGGUCACAAGGCUCAUGUAUGCCCCAGAUGUGCUUCCUGUGUCUGGCACUCCACACAGACAGAUAAAUGGUGUCGGCUCAGGGAUCAGUUACAUGUUCAACAACCAACAUAAAUUUAAUAUCCUGACUCUGUACUCAACCAACAGGGCAGAGAGGGAAAGAGCCAGAGUGGAGCAGCAGAGCAUCAGUAAUAAACUUUUUACCUGUGAUGGAGCAGACGACUCAGGCUACCCAAUCUACAGCCCCGCCCCUCAGGUCCAGCAGGUGUGCCAAGUGGUGGAUGGUUUCAUCUAUGUAGCCAAUGCAGAGCCAGGGAAAGGUGGAUCGAUGUCCGAGGUGGCUCAGAUCCGGGCUGUGCUGAGCUCUGCCGGGGGUUCCACAUCCAGACCUCUGCUGGUGCUCUCCUGUGUCUCCAGAGAAGAACCACAAGCAGUUAUGACCACCAGCCAGCAAAAUAGCGCAUACAGAAACAGGGCCAGGUGUCGAACUCCCUGUGUUGACAUGGCGAAGAGACUCGGCUUACCGCAACUGGCUAACCCCUGGAUGGUGCAGGAUACGGUGGCAGAAUCCCUGUCAGGUAUUCUGGAGGGCAUUUCCUGGUUGCUGAGAUGUUCCGGAGUCAAACUCUAAAGUAGCUAGUUCCCUGACUCCUGCGGCUGCCAGACGAAUUAAAACCACAGACCUCAUUGCUGCGUCAUCCCGACACCAAGACACACUACGGUAUUUUUCUUGAGUAAUGUGCACCACGUGUGCACUGAAUGUCUGACUGGAGCACUGCCUGUGAAAUUUAAUUAAUUGAAUGAGCAGCGGAAGAGAUGGUUUGCUGGCUAUUGUUCAUAAGGGAGAUCUGACAAAGACCCUGAUCUUAUUUACAGAAUGAGCCAUAUGAAUAUGAAUUACAGCAGGAUAGAAAGUUAUACAAACAUCUGGGAGGUUCACAGUAACCCCAUGAGCUGGUUUUGCUGAACACUAAGUUCUAUGGAGCAGCUAUAAAUAUCCUGCUUGAAGUUACACUAACCAAAAGCAUUGCUGGUACCUUUACUUCUGACUUGAGUUGUUUAUAGUCAGGAGUCUUUUGCCAGCAACCUCCCUGCAAAAAGUCAGCUUAUGUAACUUUCAGACAAAACCUGCAGCCGUCUGAUCAAUGAUAUGCACUCUCAUACUGCAAAGAUGUGGCUUUUGGAGCUAAACUAUGAUUCAAGCAAUGGAAUUGAUUUACUUUGUUUUAAAUACUUUAUGUUUAUGCAAUUAAAAUAAUGUUGCGUUUUGAUAAA